Closterium sp. Naga37s-1 is the source of this 2118-nucleotide messenger RNA. NCBI's taxonomy places the organism in Eukaryota, Viridiplantae, Streptophyta, Zygnematophyceae, Desmidiales, Closteriaceae. The record is from the annotation of a GenBank genome assembly.
AUGGCGGAGCACCACAUGAUGCUGGACCUGCAGGCGCGCGGCAUGCACGCCGCGUCGCUGCCGUUCCAAGCGCACCACCCCGCCGCCCUCGCCCACGUACACCCGCACCACCUCCAGCCGCCGCUGCCGCCGCCGCCGCAGGGCCUUCAGCAUCAGCUGUCGCAGCAGCACGCUCCGCCACAUGCGCUCCCGUCGCAGCACCCGUCGCACCCGUCGCAACACCCGUCGCAGCAGCACCAGGCCCAGCAACACCGCGCACUGCAGCACCAACCCCCGCAGCAGCAGCAGCAGCAACAGCAGCAGCAAGGCCUUGGCAUGGGUAUAGCGCAGCCAGGAAUGUCCCAGCAUCAAGCGCCACGUCAUCAUCACCUCGCGCUCGUGCAACACCCCAGCGGAGCUGACGUGGAGGUGGGCAUGGAUGACGUGGACGUGGCGGAGGGUGAGGAGGGCAUUAUGGACGACGGCGACGACGACGACGGCGGCGAGCACGGCGGCGCGGGGUCGGGCGAGCACGACCACGACGGCGCCAUGGCCGCCGGCGACGGCGGAAUGGGCGGCGCGAUGCGCGGCGGCGGGCCGAACAUGCUGUCGCUGUCGUACCACGGCGAGGUGUACGUCUUCGACUGCGUUCCGCCCGAAAAGGUGCAGGCGGUGCUGCUGCUGCUGGGCGGCAGGGAGGUGCCGCCAUCCAUGGCGGGCAGUGUGCCCCAGCACCACUUCAAGCAUGUGGGGGGGGGAGUGGGGGGCGACCUGCCAGUGCGGCUGAACCAGCCGCAGCGCCUGGCGUCGCUCAACCGCUUCCGGGAGAAGCGCAAGGAGCGCAACUUCGACAAGAAGAUCCGCUACAGCGUGCGCAAGGAGGUGGCUCAGCGGAUGUGUCGCAAGAAGGGGCAGUUCGCGUCCAACCGAGGGGGCGGUGCCUUCUUUGAGGAUGCGCCGCCCGACAUGGGGGAGAGCGCCGCCCACGACCGCCCCGAUGCCGCCCCCGAAGCCAUCUGCCAGCACUGCGGCACGGGGGAGAAGGCCACUCCCAUGAUGCGCCGCGGGCCGCAGGGGCCGCGCACUCUCUGCAACGCAUGCGGGCUCAUGUGGGCCAACAAGGGUGUGCUGCGGGAUCUCAGCAAGGGCCCGCCCGCCAUCCCCGUGCUCUCGCAGCUGGCAUCUGCGCCACAAGGGGUGCAACCCGGGGCAGCCGGGGCGGCAGCAGGGGCAGCAGGCGGCGGUGCACUUGCAGCGAUGCAUGGCAUGGCAGCAGGCAAGGGAGUAGGCACUGAGGCGGAGGCAGAGGCAGGGACGGGACCAGGCUUUCAACAGCAAGCGCAGCAGCAGGUGGAGCAACAGGAGCAGAGCGAGCAGGCAGCACAGCAGCAGCCGCACUUCUUGCAACAGGCCCCUGCGAGCACCAGUGUGCCACCUGACGCCACGGAGGUGGGGUUCCCGGUGCAGCCCGCCCGCCUGCCCUCGCAGCACCUGCAGCACCUGCACCACCUGGGCAUGGGCGCACAGCAAACCGCGGAGGACAUGGCACCGCCGCAGCCGCAGCAGCAGGAGGGGGAGGGGGAGGGGGAGGAGCAGCAUGAUCAAAAGGGCCAGGAGCAGGUGACACAUGAGCAGGCGUUGUCUGAAAGGGAUGGGCAUGAGCAGCAGGAGGAGGGGGAGGAGGAGGGCGAGCAGGGAGGGGAGGGGCAGAGACGGGUGAAGAGGAGGCGAGAGGAGCAAGGGGAGGGAGCGGGUGACGCUGAUGGGGAGGAAGGGGGGGUGGAGGGACGCACUGGGGGCGGUGAGGUGGAGGGACGCACUGGGGGCGGUGGGGUGGAGGGCGGGGCGAGAGGGGAUGAGGAAGGGGGAGGCGGGGAUGGGGAGGGUGGAAUGGAGCAGAGUGCGUUUGGCAUGGGAGGGCCUGAGAGGAGCCGUGGGGAUGGGCGGGGAGGGGCGGGAGAGUGGGUCAGGGAGGGGGAUGGGGAGGGGGGUGGAGAGGGGGAGGGAAGGGAAGCGAGAGGUUCAGCAGAAGCAGAGGGGGAUGAGGAGGUGGAGGGGGGUCGGCAGAGGGGAGGAGGUGAAGGGUCGGAGGAGGGUGAUAGAAGCGAGGGCGAGGGAAGGGUGGAGAGUCCCAGUUGA